This is a messenger RNA of Daucus carota subsp. sativus, 688 nucleotides long. RefSeq names its product copper transporter 2. Gene Ontology annotation, molecular function: copper ion transmembrane transporter activity. Lineage: Eukaryota; Viridiplantae; Streptophyta; Magnoliopsida; Apiales; Apiaceae. The record is from RefSeq and is a predicted model, not a curated record. Gene Ontology annotation, biological process: copper ion transmembrane transport. The transcript has a single exon. Gene Ontology annotation, cellular component: plasma membrane. The coding region runs from base 91 to 543 and encodes 150 amino acids.
UUUGCAAGUCAAGAACCCUAAAACGAGAUCGAUAUAUCAACCACCUAGCUCCAAAGAUCUCUCUCGCAGAAAUAUAUAAAUUCGAUUAAUAUGGACGGCCACAUGCACGGGAUGGCACCACCGGGCCAAAACGGCACCGGAAACACGCACAACUCGGUGAUGCAUAUGACCUUUUUUUGGGGCAAGAACGUUGAUAUUCUUUUUAACGAUUGGCCAGGUCAGAAUUCCGGUGGCAUGUACGUAUUAGCCUUAUUUGUGGUCUUCGUUUUGGUUAUGAUUGUUGAGUGGCUGUCUCACUCGAAUUUAAUUAAACAAGGUUCGAACCAUGUUGUUGCGGGAUUGGUACAAACUCUAAUGCAUGCUAUGAGGGUUGCACUGGCUUAUAUUGUGAUGCUUGCUGUUAUGUCUUUUAAUGGUGGUGUGUUGAUUGUAGCGGUGGCUGGACAUUCUUUAGGGUUUCUGAUUUUUGGUAGCAGGGUUUUUAGGAAGGCUUCUGAUGGUGAUGACAAAGUUUCGGAUCUGCCUCCUUUGAGCACUUGUUGAUCCUUGCUAAUGUUUGGUUUUUAUGUUGUGUUGUGAUAUUUCCGUUUGUUUGAAUAAAUUUGGUAUGUUGAUAACCUUGUUGUUAUGGGCAAUUUUGAGAUGACAUGAAAUUAAAAGUACUGCAAUUAAGUGCACCCUAUAUAAA